CAGAGAUCGGGGCAUCCCCAUGCAUGCAUGCAGCAGGCUAGGGCGGGAGGAGGGGGUAUGCAUGGCGGGAGGAGGUGGCAGCUCUGCGAUGGGCCAUGCAUUGAACUGUGGCAGUCCCGCGGCAAAGUAGAUGCCGCGAGCACGAUACGCUUUCUUGUUGACGAUUCCAUCUCGGCUCUCCAUCCAGCACUAUGGCGGAACCUCAACAGUCUGACGCAGCGAAAAAAGCCGCCGCACGAAGAGCAAAGAUCCUCGCUCGAGGUAACUCUGGCCUCAACAAGCUCGCGCAGACAGCCCGAGGCGAUGAAGCCCAGAGCCUCUACGGCAAUGACUGCACGUCGACCAUUGGUUGUGAGAUAUCAAGCUGACCUUGUUCUAGUCAAGCCGGUAUCCCAGCCAACGCCACCCCAGGCGGAACCUGUCCAGCCCUCCUGGGCUCCCCCUCCUGCCGAACCUAAAGCGCCCCGGCCGACUGCCUCUGCCUCGCCCCAACCUCAAAUGUCCUCUGAACAGGAAGCCAUGGCGCGCCAAAUGGAAGCCAUGAUGUCCAUGUUUGGCGCCCCCGGCAAUGGCGCUGCUGGAGGAGAGAUGCCCGACAUGUCAAAGCUCUUGUCUCAGAUGAUGGGUGAUCCUUCCCUCGCGGGCGGUCCCGCCGGCCAGAACCUUCUGGGCGACAUGGAUGAUCCUGCUGGUCUCGGGGCGUUUGGUGGGGCCGGUGGCGUCCCGCCCAACAUCUUUGGAGGCGCUGAUGGCUCUUCGCCCUUCCCGUUCCCUGGCAUGCAGCAACAGUCGCAAGGAAAGAGCAAAGUCGCCAGGUACUUUCCCCUCGUGCACCUCGUCGCGACUCUUUUCCUCGCGCUUUUCGCAGUGCUCUGGUGGGAGCCGGCUUUGCGAUCCGCCUCUGCUUAUCAAGAGGAGGCCACCACAUGGUCAGAGAGAUGGAGUGGCUUCUCCGGUAGGCGGGUGAAGGGUCUGGGGGAGGUCGAGGUGCUCGUAAGUGACUCCCUGUACACACGAGAUCGCCGCCAACUGAACGCCCAGCCUCUUUUCCUCGCCUUUGUCACUGUCGAACUCAUUCUCCAAAGCUCACGGCUUAUGAUCUUUAGAUCACCUCCUGCUCCUCACGCCCUCCUUCAGAACUUUCUUCCCGUCCUUCCUCAAGGGAUCGCCCGCCCUCUCCUCACCGGCUCGCGCUACCUCAAUCUUCUCAACCAGACUUACAAGGAUGGUUGUCUUUUGGUCUUUGCGGUGGGCAUGACGAUCGUAGGGGCCGAGUGGUUGCGGGGGUCGUUGAUCGUUUGAGAGUUCCUGUAUUCUGGGUAGAUAUGCAGACACUGCUACCGAUGAUUCUUGAUACGGAUGAUUCUUGAUACGAAUGAUGGGGGCAAUGCUUGUAUUCAUAAAGGUUCGUUGCGUGUUGCGUGUAUGCGCUAGUAUACAGAAAGUAGAUUAGUCUACGUAAACCCUCGUGUACACCAGGUGAAAAGGCCCAAACAAGAAUGAAAAGAAACAGUCGUUAGAGAAUCUAUAGAGCGCUAAGCUAGUACUAGAUGAUACAGAUGUGAGACAGGGUAAUAGAUCGACAGAUAGUUAGAAACAAGAAGGGAGAUCAAAGCCCACGCUCAUUGACAGGGUCGCAUUUUCCCGACCCAGCCAUGAACCCCUUUCGCAGAUACACCUCCUUAAAGACCGACAGGUUGAAACCCAGCAGCCUCACCAUCCUCUCAGUGAUAUCCUUGAUUGGCUCGACCACGCCCUCGAGCCCAAGGUUGGCGAUCAGCAACAGCUCUUCCUCUUUGUACGUUUCCAAGCACUCGUCGUGACGUGCGGUAACGGCGCGCGAAGCGCGAUUGGCUUCAAAACGCAGAUCAGAGGAAAAGAUCCACAUGGGCGAGGGGGAACCUGUCUUUGAUUGCUGAUCUUGCCCUGCCGAGGAGGCAGUGACCUUGUCGGUCGACCUGCACUUGUCCGCCGCAACGUCAAAGAAGAUACUCUUGGGGUUGAAUCGGUAGCUCAUGAAUACGUCCGUGAGGACCUUGUACAGGACCUUGCGCAUGACAAGCAUGUGGUCUUGGAGCCUCUGGGACUCUCUGCUGAUGUUGUUUCGGAGAAACAUGUACAGCUGGUCCUUGACGGGAUGGAUGUGGGCAAGUUUGUCGGGAGUGAGCAUGCCUUCGAGCUCUUCGGCCUCCGAGAUGCGCUUCAUCUCAUCGGGCAGGACGACACGAAGAGCGAGCGCAAAGGACAAUUCGUCGUAGAUGGCGUCCCGCUCAUCCUGGCCCACAGGCUCAGGAGUGAUCGCGGACACGCGGUCAAAGGCCUCGAGAAUGUCGGAGAGGAAGAAACUGUAGGUGUCGGAUGAGAUUUCCUUGUUUGGACUUUGGGUAUGUGCUCUAUAGAGCUCUCGUAUGGCCAUGAGGACCAGAUGGGU
Messenger RNA from Cryptococcus amylolentus CBS 6039, 2431 nucleotides. RefSeq lists its product as hypothetical. NCBI's taxonomy places the organism in Eukaryota, Fungi, Basidiomycota, Tremellomycetes, Tremellales, Cryptococcaceae. The coding region runs from base 28 to 1302 and encodes 424 amino acids. The record is from RefSeq and is a predicted model, not a curated record. Gene Ontology annotation, biological process: retrograde vesicle-mediated transport, Golgi to endoplasmic reticulum. The transcript has 2 exons.